AUGUUCAGACUGGAUUUCAAGCGCAACGAACAGCAAUCAACCGAAGCAAUAGCGGUUUUGUUUGUUGACGAGAAUGACGAGCUCCGAUCUGAGUUGACGAUUGUUGGAGCAGAGAGUGUGGAGUCUGGUGAUACGGUUCAUGUCCCGGUCCGGUUUUCUGCACAACUUGUUGGAAAUAUCGACUUGGAGCUGGAGGCAAGUUACCUUCUUUUUGGAGAGACACGACGGCGUACAUGUAAGAUCCACCUGAGCAUCACCGCUCGAGAACCUUUCAGCGUGAAAAGUGGCGUGCUUAGUAUGAAUGGGCUUCCGCUAGCUUCUAUGCUAAAUCACAGCGAGCAUGUAAUCAAAGCUGAUGUUACAGCCAAUUCCAACAUCGUUGUUACUCAUAUUGAAUGGCUUCUGGCUGACGUCGUAGUUCCAAUUGGAGAGCAAGCUUGCGUAAAGUCUACUGAAGAUGAUCUCAAGGAAGGCGAAGUGAUGAGCUAUUGCUGCGCUGUCGCAAUUAGGACCUCCGAAGAUGACGUCGAGACACCACUCGGGCGAUUGGCCAUCGAGUGGAAACGGUAG
Messenger RNA from Cooperia oncophora, 570 nucleotides. The record is from the annotation of a GenBank genome assembly. NCBI's taxonomy places the organism in Eukaryota, Metazoa, Nematoda, Chromadorea, Rhabditida, Trichostrongylidae.